CCAUGUGUCAGAAAUUUUGAGAAUUAAUAUUUCACUAGAGAUUUGUGUGCCAAAAAGCAAAACUUUUUCUGUUUUUACAACUUUUGUGUGUUUUCGGACAAACACUGUGCUCACUGAUUAUUCGUUACAUUUUUUGUGUUGCGCGUAAAAUUAUGAAAAAUAUGUGAAAAAUGCGCUACAAUAACAGCAACAACAACAACAACAACAACGACAACAACAUUUGAGGCACUUACGCAGGUGAAACACGGUCCGGUCUCGCUCUCAAUAACGUUCUGGCUCUGGAUGCCGGUUCCAGGUCUCAGUCCACAGUCUCAAAGUUCAAAUCCCACAACGACGUCAACGCCGUGUUUAACUCGUGUGUGAGUGUGUAUGUGCGCGGACUGUGUGUAUUUUUAUACAAGACUUCAACGUUGUGUAAUACUGUAACGUGCUAAAUUUAUUAAUUUAUUGGCACAGACUGCAAAUAAACAAAACCAACAACAACAGCCACAACUACAAAGAGCAACAUAACAUGCACAAUUUGUUAUGCCCCAAAGUUGGUUUCGCUGACUCGAUAUAAAAAGGAAAUAUAGACAGCCAGACAACGUUGGCCCACAAAGUGGCUCAAAUACAAUUGACAUUUAUUGGCCAAUAUAUAUUUAUAAGGCGUCCGCCCAAAGGAAGCGCCCGCCGCUACGCCAGACACAACACAAAGCGCAACUGAAAGAGCUAUAAAAAAAUAAAUAUAGAUAUAUAUAGUGGAAGAAAAACUAGGUUUAUUGUAUAGCUAUGAUGUUGUCAAUGCUGCAUAAGAACUGGCAGCAGGCUCGCAUGCAAAUGCUAAGCAGAAGGACGAACAGGACAACUGCCAGCACAAUGCCAUCAUCCUGUGGGCAACGUGGGCGUGGCCAGACAAUAACAACAACUACAGCAGGCACCAGCUGCAUAUGCUGGCUGGCUUUGCUGCUCCUCUUGAUGUUCGUGCCGGAUUUUAUUGUGGCGCUCAAGGAUGUUACGGUUAGGAUACCGCAGGCGGUUAAACGUGGCAGCAAUGCCUUGUUCACCUGUAAUUACGAUAUGGAAAACGAUACGCUAUAUUCGGUGAAAUGGUACAAAGGCAAACGUGAGUUUUAUCGUUACACCCCCAAAGAGAAUCCGGCAAUGAAAGUGUUUGCCAUGACAAGUGGCCUUAACGUUGAGCGAAACCUCUCGAAUCAAAGUCAUGUCGUGCUGCAGUCGGUGCCGCUGAAUAUUUCGGGCAAAUUUACAUGCGAAAUAUCUGUGGAGGCGCCCACAUUUCAAACAGCAAUGGUCUCCGGCGAAAUGGAGGUAGUGGAGUUACCGGAAGAGCAUACAGUGGUUACCGGCAUACAGGCACGUUAUCGCAUUGGCGAUUUGGUCGACGGCAAUUGCUCAAUUAAAUACUCGAAACCGGCUGCUAAUUUGACAUGGACUAUUAAUGGUAUUGUGGUGCCACCGCAUCACAUCAAGACCUAUCAGAUUGAGAAACAAGAGAAUAGCACACUGGAAUCGGUGACAAGUGCCAUACACUUCAUGGUAACCACACAGCAUUUUCUCAAGGGUCAAAUGAGGCUCAAGUGCACGGCCUACAUAUUUGACAUAUUCAAAGAGGAGAUCGAAAGCAUUAUCGAGGAGGAUCGACCCAGAAUCAUGGCCUCCGGCCGUUCAUAUGAUAUCAACAAUUAUCCCAUGGAGGAUCAUGGCAACAGGCAUGGCGAUCGGGAGCGUGGCGGCUACGAGGAGCACAAUGAAUCAUAUUUGACCUAUUCUUCGACGGAUAACGGUGCAUCGGGCGCUUCGAGUGUUGCUCACGAAAUCUUCUGGCGCGUUUGGCUAUUGAAGCUUAUGGAGGCGUUGCCAUUGCAGCACAUGGCAAAGCUUCACAGACACAUCAACAGGCAUCUGGCAAAGUGGGCGUGGCACUUUGAUGCUUACACCACAUGGCUAAGCGUUGCACUCAUGCUGCCCCUCUGCCUGUGGACGGGCCAUCAAAUUAACAACUGUCAAUAUGCCAUCGACAGCGCAGCGACGCAACAGACGGUUAGGAACGACGCCGGCGACGGCGACGGCGACGCUGACGUCGCGCUUGCUGCCAAUGUGACAAUGUCAAAGACAGCGCCGAGUGAGAGCGACAAAUGCUUUUAUAAUUGUCAAAUGGCAUUGGCAACACUUUUGCAACGGAAUAAUGAUGAUGUUGGUGAUGAUGACGAUGACGAUGACGAUAGAGCUAAUGAUGAUGGUGAUGAUGAUGAUGAUGCCAAUGCUGGCGUUGAUUUAACUGCAGCUGCAGACCGAGCAACACUAAAGCGCCAACAUCAACAGCUGUCAGCGACACUUGCUAAAGUGGGCGCGGCCUCGCAGCCGGAUCAACGAUUAUUGAUGACUUGCCCAACGCUGGCAGCGGCAGCGGCAGCGACGUGCUGAUGCUGAAUUGAUGAUGAAAUGCAUUUCGAAAAGUAGCUUAAGGUGCUGCCAUGCGAACGAAUGGGCAUAUUUCUCUUAACCAUAUUUGUUUCCUUCUCUUAUUUGUUUUACGCGCAAUAAUUAAUGCCACAAGCAGAAAACAACAAAACAAAAAUAAAAUUGAAAGUUACAGUUCGCCCCGGUUAAAACGCACUUCAGAUGUGGAGAAGCCAGUUUGGGACUUAAAGCCAAAAAUAAGGCGGAGGUAAAACAAUGAAAAGCUAAGAGAAGCCUAAAUAUAAUUAAGAGCGCAACUGGUAAUAUGUUAAUAUAUGAUAUACAUAAUUAAAUAAAUGUAA
Messenger RNA from Drosophila hydei, 2762 nucleotides. RefSeq lists its product as uncharacterized. The coding region runs from base 769 to 2424 and encodes 551 amino acids. The record is from RefSeq and is a predicted model, not a curated record. The transcript is spliced from 8 exons. NCBI's taxonomy places the organism in Eukaryota, Metazoa, Arthropoda, Insecta, Diptera, Drosophilidae.